This is a messenger RNA of Effrenium voratum, 633 nucleotides long. The record is from the annotation of a GenBank genome assembly. Lineage: Eukaryota; Dinophyceae; Suessiales; Symbiodiniaceae.
AUGCCAGGCUGGAAAGUCUUGAGGUCAAGGCUUUCGGAAAUCGAGAUGCGCUGCAUUCGACUAGGCUUCACCACGGGUGUAGUGCUGUCCUUUCUGCAGGCAGAGGUUUCGAGUGAGCCUUUGCGGCUUUUAUCGGCAGGGCUCACCAACAUCUUCCAGGUCAUCCAGAUGAUCGUCAACCUUGCAGUGAUUCUGACAGUGAACCAGAACUUGCAGAUCAUCGACAUCGGCCUUUCCGACACACAAUUUUCGCCCACAGCCAUCCUCAUGUACCGGAAGCAGCAGGCUUACUUCCGCUUCCGAGCCGCGUUCUAUCUAAUGUUUCUGCGACCCACUAUCGUGGCCUGGCUACACCUCACGGUGCUGCGGGGGAACACGGAGUGGCUAGUCUUUGGGCUCAGCCAGGUCUUGGCUUUGGUGGUCUACCUCUUGUUGCUGGAUGGCCUUAGGCCCACCACAGACAAGCGGGGCUUGAUGAAGCUUUGGCGCUCGGAAGUGCGCUCGAGGAGCAGAAGCCCCCGGCCAGCUGGCCUGGAGGCUCCGGCAGCCGCAGGUACCAACCUGGGAGCACAGACAGAGCCUACGGAGGAGGCUGCCAUUCCGGAGCUCGCAACGCCCUACGUGGAGUUCUGA